Pseudo-nitzschia multistriata is the source of this 1155-nucleotide messenger RNA. NCBI's taxonomy places the organism in Eukaryota, Bacillariophyta, Bacillariophyceae, Bacillariales, Bacillariaceae. The record is from the annotation of a GenBank genome assembly.
AGUCUGAUGCUUUGUUCGCGAGGAGGUUAUCGGGAGGGGGUGAUUCCAGUCGUCGUGUCGGAAUAUUGGGACUCUUCGAAUAGCGGGAUGGCUUUCCUGGGGGGGCAUUCGAUUUACGACUCGGCUUUGCGGGUGGGCUUCUCGAUCGGCGAGAUGGUCGCCUGGGCAUGCUCAUGGAUGAUUGCUGUUGCUUUUGCUCUUGCUCACGCAUCCCGUUGUGACUGAAACCAAGGGAGUUGAACGACUCCGAUAGCUCUCGAUCCGAUUCGAAGGACKACAUUGAUAUCGACAUGGUCGUUGUAGUUCCGGUGCUGACAUCUCCCUCGGAUUCCAUCAUUUUGUCGAGAAAGAGGUUCGUGGCUCGCCGCCUCCGCUCCAUCGCGUCUUCGUUGCCCCAGGAUGCAUUUCCGGUGCCCGGGUCGUCGUUUCCGGCCCGACCUGAUCGCCCCGGUUCGCGGCCAGAGGAUCUGCCUCUGGUUCUGCUCGGCAGAGGAAGUUCCAAGCCGGAGAGACUGCUGUUGAACCGGUGAUCGAUUUUCUCCUUGAUCGAUUUCUUUCGCCCGUUUGUGCUGCGUCCCGUCGGCGAUUGUUUCCGCUGUGGCAUCUGCAGAAACAUGCUUGUGGUGCUGUUGCUCCGGCCCAGCGAGAAGCUGUUGCUGGUUCGCAGGCCCCGCUUGGUGCUCGGCAGCUUUCCCGAGAAGGACGAGGAUCGAACCUGUAGCUUCUCGCGCUCCCGUUCGUGCGCCAUCAGGUAUCUAUCGCUGUUGUCUCGCGCAAUGUAAUCCCAUCGGCACUUCGGCUUGAUGCUUUCGCGAGAAAAUUCCGUGAACGAGUGAUGCAGCUCUCGCACGCUGUGUUGCUCCGGCUUUGGGUUGUCCGGGACGAUGCUUAUCUCGCGUUGGUUGGUUUCAUCAUCUUCGAACAAUACGGACAGAAAGGAAGAGAGACUGGAUUCGCCCAGUGAAGAGAUCCCAGCUCGCAUCGCGUCGUUGAGGGGUUCGAUUUCUAUGGCAGAGUCCUCGACGAUCUCACAAUCACCGCUGUCGUGGCUUGGUUUCUCUGCAGCUGUGCUAUCGCCAUUUCUAUCCAGUGCAGGCACCGGCAAUUGGAUUUUGGAUCGAGGUGCUGGAAUGGGUGAGGCAGCCAUUAUGUGCU